Molecule: messenger RNA, 1238 nt
Organism: Trichomycterus rosablanca
Lineage: Eukaryota; Metazoa; Chordata; Actinopteri; Siluriformes; Trichomycteridae
Gene: lft2
Product: lefty2
Exons: 4
Coding region: 63-1148 (361 amino acids)
Biological process (GO): anterior/posterior axis specification
Cellular component (GO): extracellular region
Molecular function (GO): transforming growth factor beta receptor binding; cytokine activity; growth factor activity
Source: RefSeq, a predicted model, not a curated record
AGGCGGGUGCGAGUCUUAAACAUUUACAGUUAACGAGCAGUCAACCUGUAGUGCACUCCGACAUGCCGCUUCUCAUCCACCUGCUUCUGUGCGCUACUCUCUUCUGCCUGACGCACACUUACUCUACUAACAACAUGAAGGACGCAAUUCUUGAAAAACUCGGACUUACAGAACUGCCCAACAUCCAGAAGAGAGAUCUGGAAAAUCUGGUUGUGCCUUCUCACAUCAGAAACAAGUAUGUGUCCAUGCUGAGGGUGCAUCACGCUAGAAGGCGCAGAUCGAUGCCCAGUUUAGCGGGACUCCUGAGGCGCCUCCGUGGUAAAGCAGAUAUAUCAGGCGAUACUGAAAAUGUUGACAUGACCAGACAGAGCCUGAUGUUUGAGAUGGAGACAAGGCUGCAGGAAAACAGUGAGGUGGCCAUGGCAGAGCUCAAACUUUACCAGAGUGCCCCACAUAAACUGCCUUUAGCAGAGAAAAAGAAACAAAGACCCAUCCAUCAUGCCAGAGUGAGCAUCUACUGGGUGUGCAGUGUCACAAAUCACACAUCACUGAUAGACUCAAGGUUGGUGCCUUUGAACGAGGGUGGCUGGAGGAGCUUUGAUGUUACUCAAGCAGUUCAUUACUGGUCGAGGUCACACAGUAAAAACAACCCACUGAAUUUGGAGGUCCGGAUAGAAGGAGAAAGGCCUGGCAGGUACGCAGCUGAAAUGGCAAAGACAGUCCAGUUUACAAUGCAAAAUAUGGUGGAAAACAACCUUGACAAGAGUGCUGGGGCACCUGAGCUCAUUCUACACAGCUUGAAUUUAGAUGAAUAUGGGUCUCAGGGAGACUGCAAAGGACAAUCUCAGGGUGAAAGUUCCACAUGCUGCCGGGAGGAGUAUUAUAUAAACUUUCGGGAACUGUCAUGGGCACAGUACUGGAUUUUGGAGCCUACCGGAUACCAAGCUUUCCGCUGCGCAGGAGGAUGUAAGCAGCCAAAGCGCAGUUAUGGUUAUGGGCCAAGAACCUGUUCAGUAGUGGAAAGUGCACCAUUGCCUGUCAUGUACCUGGUGAAAAAAGGAGACUAUACACAAAUCGAAGUAGCUGAAUUCCCCAACAUGAUUGUUGAAAAGUGUGGAUGCUCUAUGGACAUGCUUUCCACAGCAUGAAAGAGCUCUCACUUAUCAACUAAGCACUUGAAAAGUAAUAUGUAUGAUAUUGUCCUGAAUCACCUGUUUAUUUUGCAUUGUUAAGAAGCA